UCAGCUUGUUUGACGUCGCCUUCAAAAUUAUUUCAUCCCACGCAAAAUGCUACAGCCACACAUACAUGGGCUAGUAGUAAUAGGCAUCAGGAAUACUACUGACUUUUGCUAUAAAAAGCUUAAGCACAAAUUGAUUUAAUUCUUCUUCCUUGGCGCUUGGACCAAAGUGUCCAGAUCCUUUUGCUAUUAAAGCGACACAACAACUCAAAUCAAUCAUGUCUAGCAGUCCUGUUAAAGUUAUAGUAAUUACAGGCGCAUCCCGCGGGAUGGGCAAGUCAAUGGCGGAAAUUUUGCUCAAAUCGUCAGACAACUGCAAACUUGUUCUAGUUGCACGUUCAGGAGACAAAUUGCAGGAGUUCGUUGACUCUUUGGCUGAAGAGGAUAAAAAACGUGUGCAUUUUGUUGCUGGCGAUUUGACUGAUUCAAGAACGUUAGAUAAAUUGGUUGAUGAAAGCGUUGCUAAAUUUGGUAAAAUAAACUCAGUCAUUUUUAAUGCAGGUAUAUUAGAACCAAUUGCACAUAUCGAAAAAAUUGAUAUAUCCCAAAUGAAGAAACUAUUUGAUGUCAAUUUCUUUUCAUUGGUUGAAUUGACUCAAAAGUUGCUUCCAAUUUUGAGAAUAACAGCCAAGCAAGAUGGUGUUCCAGCAACAUGUGUCUAUGUUUCUUCAAGUGCAAGCGAGGUUCGUUAUGACGGAUGGCUAGCAUACGGUGCAAGCAAGGCAGCUGUUAAUCAUUUGGCAAUGGAUCUUGAUGCCGAAGAAGACGGUCUUAUUAGAGGUAUAAGCAUUGACCCGGGUGUCGUCGACACCGGUAUGCAAGUUAACAUCAGAGAAAACUUGGGAAGAGGUAUGAAAUCUGAUGCCCAUAAGAAGUUUAUCGAGUUUCAUGAAAAAGGUCAAUUGCUAAAACCUGAAGUUCCUGGUGGAGUUUGUGCACUAUUGGCGUUAAAAGGCGUUCCUAGUGAUUUGGGUGGUAAAUACUUAGAACACUGCGAUAAAUCUUUGAGCUCAUUUCAAUUUGUGGGAAAGAAUACCGCAUAGAAUUGUUAGCCAACUUUUCUAUCUGUGAUCUCAAGCAAACCCCCCACCCCCUCCCCCCCUACAAUGCUGCAAUGCAGGAUUGUGUGUAUAAGUGGCAGUAAAAGUUUCAAGGCAGGA
Messenger RNA from Pichia membranifaciens NRRL Y-2026, 1157 nucleotides. RefSeq lists its product as hypothetical. Gene Ontology annotation, cellular component: intracellular anatomical structure. The transcript has a single exon. Bases 216 to 1040 code for a protein of 274 amino acids. The record is from RefSeq and is a predicted model, not a curated record. Gene Ontology annotation, molecular function: oxidoreductase activity, acting on NAD(P)H, oxygen as acceptor. Lineage: Eukaryota; Fungi; Ascomycota; Pichiomycetes; Pichiales; Pichiaceae.